Messenger RNA from Jatropha curcas, 1753 nucleotides. RefSeq names its product medium-chain-alcohol O-fatty-acyltransferase. Gene Ontology annotation, molecular function: diacylglycerol O-acyltransferase activity. NCBI's taxonomy places the organism in Eukaryota, Viridiplantae, Streptophyta, Magnoliopsida, Malpighiales, Euphorbiaceae. The record is from RefSeq and is a predicted model, not a curated record. Gene Ontology annotation, cellular component: plasma membrane. Gene Ontology annotation, biological process: triglyceride biosynthetic process.
GAAAAGAAGAAGAAGAAGAGAAGAAAGAAGAAGGAGAACCGUUGAGUCCGGUGGCUCGCAUAUUUCAUGAGUCUCAUUCCAAUGCCUACAUAACUGUGUUCAUGGGAUUUAAGACUCCUGUCAACCUUACUAUCUUUAAAGCCAACAUAACAAAAACAUUGCUUAAACAUCCUCGUUUAAGCAGUUUGCAGGUUUCAUGCUUUAAGUGUGUGAUCGGAAAUCGGAAUAAUUAGUUGAAUGGAUGAUGUUUCAUAAAAGCUCUCUGACAAGCCAUAAAUGAUUUUUGUCAGAGUAUUGUUUGGAGAGUUCUGAAUAUCAAAACGAGACCGUGAAGUUUGAGGGUUAUGGAUGAGAAAAGAGGUGGAGAGAUGAAAUGGGUUAAAACAGAAAUUAACUUAGACGAUCAUAUUAUAGUCCCAGUCAUUGAUCAUCAAAACAUAGACUGUCCUGACAAGUUCGUCGAAGAUUAUGCCUCCAACCUAAGCAAAACCCAGAUUAGCAAAUCAAAACCUAUGUGGGAUUUUCAUUUUCUCAAUAUUAAGACCUCUGAAGCAGAAUCAACUGUGAUUUUCCGCGUCCACCAUUCAAUCGGCGAUGGAAUCUCUCUCAUGUCUCUUCUGAUAUCGUUCUCUCGAAAAGCAUCGGAUCUUGAGUCACUUCCAACAAUUCCAACUGUAAAGAAAAGAUAUGAAAAGAAUUCUGGUGGUGGGUUUAGGCAAUUCUUGGAAAGGUUAUGGAGGUUUUUGGUGCUGUGUUGGAAUACUUUUGUUGGUCUUGUUAUGAUUAUCGCUACGGUUUUGUUUUUAGAGGAUACAGAAACGCCAAUUAAAGGUUCAGGAGAUGGAUCAGUUCCUCGAAGAUUUGUUCACAGAACAAUCAGUUUGGAUGAUGUGAAGUCGGUGAAGAAUGCUAUGGGCACUACUGUGAAUGAUGUGAUGGUUGGAAUUACACAAGCGGGCUUGUCACAAUAUCUCAAUAGAAGAUAUGCAAAGCUUCUAAAUGUAAAGGAUACAUAUGCAGAAGAGGAUAAGAAAGAAGGUGAAGCAACAAAAAGCAAAAGCUAUCUUCCCAAGAAUAUUCGCAUGAGAGCAUCUUUUAUCGUAAACUUAAGAAAAGAUUCAGGCAUCCAAGCCUUAGAUGAGAUGAUGAGAAAGGGUACAAAAGCCAAGUGGGGAAACAAGGUUGGUUAUGUUCUCUAUCCUUUUACCAUUAAAUUAAGAGACGACCCAUUAGAUUAUGUACGUGAUGCGAAGGUUGUCGGAGAGAGGAAGAAAGCUAGUCUUGAAGCUUUAUAUGCAUAUUUAGGGAACAGGUUUCUUCUUAGAUUUUUUGGGAUUAAGAAGUUUGGGCUUCCAAGUCAAACCACAUUGUGUUUCUCAAGUGUACCUGGUCCUCAAGAGGAAAUCUCUUUCUAUGAACACCCAAUGUCCUAUAUAGCUCCAACUUGUUAUGGCCAACCCAAUGCCUUGUUGAUACACGUGGUAAGUUACGUAAACAAAAUGAAAAUCGUCUUAUCAGUUGACGAAAAUAUAAUUCCCGACCCUCAUCAACUUUGUGAUGAUAUUCAAAAUUCUCUGAAGCUCAUCAAGAAUUCUCUCAUAGCUAAAGGGUUGUUGGCUGAUAGCUAAUUAAGUCCCUUUUGGGAUUUCGAUUUGAAGGCCAAAUUAUUGGUUAAAGGUUCAACCAGAUGAAUAAUGAAAGUAUAAGUUUUAUUUCUAUUUGUAAUUCCAAAAAAAAAAAAAAAAAAAAAAAA